Molecule: messenger RNA, 2118 nt
Organism: Ruditapes philippinarum (Manila clam)
Lineage: Eukaryota; Metazoa; Mollusca; Bivalvia; Venerida; Veneridae
Exons: 10
Coding region: 133-1704 (523 amino acids)
Molecular function (GO): CoA-ligase activity
Source: RefSeq, a predicted model, not a curated record
UAACUCACCGAGAAUAUAUAUCUUUAUAUAGCAUAGCUAUCACGGGUAGUGAAUUUAACUUUUUAAUAUUCAGGUUAACAAAUUAGGAUUAGUUUCUUUAAAUUUUCGUGCUUUGUAGAAUAAAAAUAAAAUAUGGGACUACCGCAAUUAAAACUUGAGGAUAUACCAUGCAUGAAUUUAGGGAAAUUCGUGUUAGAUAGUAUGAGAAAACAUGACAGGAAAUCUAUCGCAAUGGUUGACGCUAACACCGACAGGAAUAUAAGCUAUGGAGAAUUGAUACACUUGACUGAACGUGCGGCGUCCGGACUCCAGAAAUUGGGCGUUCGUAAAGGCGACGUCAUAUGCAUUUUGUCACCAAACCAUACGGACUACAUGGUGGCUUUUUACGCCACUGCACUGAUUACAGCAACUUUCCAACCGGUUAAUCCACUAUAUACACGAGAUGACAUAAAAAGGGUGAUCAAACAGUGCAAUACCAAGUUUAUUAUGACCGUCCCGGAACACCUGUCUAAAGUCGAAGAAGCCGUUCGUGGCACAAAUGUGAAGGUUAUUGUUUUCGGGAAAUCACAAGGUCACGUGACGUUCGAGUCUCUAAUUCAAAACAGUGACGGACGGUAUACAUCGCCCGCGUGUGACGCUAAAAAUGACGUCGUGGCGUAUAUGUCGUCAUCAGGAACUACGGGAUUCCCCAAAGCUGUGAUGCUUUCACAUUAUGCUAUUGUAGCAAAUACUUUACAACAAAAGGCUGUAGGUUUGGCAAAAGCAGACGACUGUUAUAUAAUGUUUCUGCCGCUGUUUCACAUGUAUGGUCUCUACACUGUCACACUUCUGUGUCACGUGAUCGGCGCGAAAAUCGUCAUCAUGUCACGUUUCGUGCCCGACGACUACCUUCGGCUGAUACAGAAAUAUAAGCCAAACAUGUUACAAGUCGUACCGCCAGUUAUGGUGAUGUUCUCAAAGUAUCCGAAGGUAUCCGAUUAUAAUUUAUCCUCCAUUCAAUCUGUGGUUUGUGGGGCGGCGCCACUGAGUCAGGAGAUAGAAGAUAUGGUGAAGAGAAAGUUAAAACUGCCCUGUAUUAUACAAGGAUAUGGAAUGACCGAGGUUGGAGUGACGCAUGCGAAUGGAAAGGAAGACUUUAGAUACAAGUCAGUUGGGAGACGCCUACCUCUAGUGGAAAUGAAGAUUGUUGAUGUUGAAACUGGUAAAACGCUUGGGAUCAACGAAGAAGGUGAAAUUUGGGUCAGGGGACCCCAGCUUUGUCUCGGCUAUCUCAAUUUACCGGAAGAGAAUAAAAACUUUUUCACCGCAGACGGAUGGGCAAGAACAGGUGACAUCGGGAAGGAGGACGAAGACGGCUAUAUGUACGUUGUAGACAGACUGAAAGAGUUGAUCAAAUAUAAAGGUCUUCAAGUUGCCCCGGCUACCUUAGAAGAUAUUUUACUACAUCAUGACGCAAUUGCUGACGUAGGCGUUAUUGGGGUCCCGGAUGAGGAAGCGGGAGAACUUCCUAGAGCUUAUGUCGUAAAAAAGGCUGGAAAGCGUAUUACAGAAGCAGAAAUCGUCAAAUACGUAAACGAUAAGGUAUCACCGCAUAUGCGGUUGAGGGGAGGGGUCGAAUUUGUUGACGAAAUCCCACGGACACUGUCAGGGAAGAUUUUGCGAAAAACAUUACGUUUGAAGGCAAAAGCACUUUCAAAACUGUAAACAAUGGACUUUUACUUUUUCAUAAAAUUAUAACAGCCGCCAAUGAAAUGGACACAAACAUUUAAAUAGACAAAGUGUUUGGAAGCAAAUGUUUGAGUGUUUAAUAAAUAUUGUUGAAAGGAAAAUGGUUAUACCGGACAGGACAGUGGGUAUUAAUGAUUUAGCCAAAGUAUGUUUUAAACGGAAGCAGGAUUUAUCUAAAAGCAAACAUAUGCUUGACUUCUUUAUAUUUGAUAACAUUCGCUAAAAGCAUGAGCCCGAAAAGAAUUACUAAGCAUGAGAGACAUUUUGCUCAUUUUUUUUUCACUUUUAGGUUAAGCUGAAUAAACUUUAUUUUUUCAGAAGAUUUACUAUCAUAAUGGUCAUUGACCAACGAUUCAUAAUAAUAAAUGUUGCGGAUGAAAAAUGCCAAAA